AUGUGGCACCGUGGGCAUGGAGGCAUGUGGCACCGUAUGGCAGGGAUAUGUGGCACCGUUGUGUGCAGGGAGCAUGUUGGCACCGUUGGGCAGGGAGGUAUGUGCAACCGUGUGGCAGUAGCAUGUGGCACCGAUGUAGGCAGGAGGGCAUGUGGCACCGUUGUGGCAAAGCUAAAGUGGCACGUGUGGGCAGGAGAUGUGGCACCGUGUGGGCAAGAGCUGUGGCACCGUGUGGGCAGGGAGGAUGUGGCAAGGUGGGCAGGGAGCAUGGGCUACGAUGUGGGCAGGAGGUAUGUGGCACGUGUGGCAGAGGCAUGUGCACCGCUGUGGCAGGAGCUAUUUUGGCACCGUGUGGGCAAGGAGCAUGAUGCACGUGUCAAUGGAGGAGGCAUGUGGCACCGUGAGGAGGAUUGGUCUGGAGAGGAUUGGCACGGUGGGCAGGGAAUGUGGCAUUGUGGCAAAUUCAACCGUGUGGCAGGAGGCAUGUGGCACCGUGUGGAGGAGGCAUGUGUGCACCGUUCAAGUAACAAUAUGCGGGUGCGACGCAAGUGUCAGCCUACAACUUUACGUGAACGUGUCACAUUUGUGCAUAUGUGGGUGGGUGGCAAGUCCCUCCGUGACAUUGCUCUAUCAUCCAGCGUCAGCGUGUCCACGGUGUUCAGGUGGAUACACCGCUGGCGGCAGGAAGGAAAUGUUAACACGCGACGGAGCAAACACAAACAUCUUAAAGAAAAUACAACGUGCAGCGUAUCGUCUAGUCCUUCAAGAUAUAUACAGCUUCCUACAAAUUUGAUGCAUUACGCACCUCUACAAUAUUGGUGUGAAGGAAACUACCUCUCACAUUACUCUGACUGGACAAUACGCCACAAUAUUCUACACCCUUUCUCAGGUAAACACAAGUCAUCAUCAGUGGAGUUGCUGGUGAAGGCUGUACUGACCGACCAGUCUCAGUUCAGUCACUCCGUUUUCUUCUUCACAGAUGGCACCACCUCUGCAUCUACUAUAUUUACUAUAAUAGAUCAUCUAGACAUCCCAGCAGGUGUUGGGACAUUUGAGGCAGAAGUGAGUGUCCUGGACGUCAACAAGACGGAUACUCAAGUGUCACAAGUGAUCCCCCAUGCUAGGAGAAUACGUCAACUCUCAUCAUACACUACAAUUGUUGUGAUAAGCGAUGAACUCGAAUUCGUGGGUUCGUUCGUGAAGUGGUCCCUGAAGGGUCGGCUGGCGGUGUGGUCGACGAGGCUCCUCACUGUCACCCGACUAACAUUAGCGCACCUCCAGUCCUACUACACCUCUCUCUCCAAGAUGAAUGAAAUGCUGCUCAUCAUCACCGAUAGCCAAGCAGGCUUAAGGUGCAAUAUGUACGUACAUUUGCCAUUCAGUCCCCAAGAAACGCUACCAUUACGAGUGGGCUACUGGACGCCCCAGCGAGGUCUCCUUCUUACCUCUCAUCUCCCUCUUUUUCCUGAAAAAUUCUCCAAAUUCGUUCACCAGCCUCAUUUACUGGCGGCGUCAGAGGAGAGUCCAUUUCAUAGGAUGAUAAUAACUGAUGAUCCUGUGACUCCUGGGAAACAGAUAUUUCACUUCGGAGGACCCAUGGGGGACCUGCUGGACUAUCUGGCUGAAGCUCUCAACUUCUCUUACUCUAACGUCCGACCUCCUGAUGGAGUCUGGGGCUCUAAGCUUGGUAACGGCUCAUGGACCGGAAUGAUGAGGAUGGUCAUGACAGAGGAAGUCGCCAUUGCUGUUGGCCCAUUCAUGAUACGUCAAGAUCGAGCUGAAGUAGUGGACUUCACUGCCUCAAUAUUUGUAGACUACUGGAGGAUCUUGGGUGCUCGAGGUGUUCCUGAGGAGGACCCCUGGGGUUUCAUAUUCCCUCUGGAGCCGCUGGUGUGGGCGGCCAUCUUGGCUGUGAUGCUAGUGCUUGCGACCGCAAUAUUUCUCAUGAACUUGUGGUUCUCAUACAAGUACAUUGUUCAAGGCAUUUGGUUACAGGUCAUAUUCGACUACCUACGAAUAUUAUUGCAGCAAGAUUUGUCUGUACCGGUGUACUGGUGGUGGGAACGUAUAUUGUUGGUGGUGUGGAUGAUGGGAACGCUAGUGUUAACACGGAGCUACUCAGGCAACCUUAUGGCCCUCCUGACAGUGAGACACAUAGCACAGCCUUACCAGUCCCGGCAACAGGUGCUGGAUGACACUUCCGUUACAAUGAUAUGGAUGGUAGGCUCCGGUCUGGAAGAAGUUUUGCAGUCAGCUGAAUCAGGUUUAUAUCGUGAGAUGGCCGACGCGGAGAGGACCGGGCGUCUUAUAUGGAGAACACAAGCUCAGUUUCCUGAACUUAUGGACUCUUUGGUGAAGCAGGGUGACCACGUCCUAAUACAGGUUGACAAUGCCAUGAAGGCAUUGAUCUCUCAGGACUUUACGAGGACAGGCGAAUGUUCAUUUUACGCUUCGAAAGAGACGUUUUUGCCUUUUGUCUUUGGUAUGAUUGCCCCUCUGGACAAUCCAAUCAUCCCAGCUCUUAAUAAAAGAAUUAUGCUGAUGACGGAGGCUGGACUGUUCUUCCAGUGGAUGAAAUCUGCAGACCCGAACUCCACUGUGUGUAACCACGCCCCGACCAAGAUCACAGUCAAGACCAGACUAGCUAUGAGUAAUGUUUGGGGAAUGUUCGUCAUCCUUAUUGCUGGAUACGCUGUCGGUCUAUCAAUACUCUGUGUUGAAUAUCUGACAGCCAACAUUAAACAUAUCUGA
Messenger RNA from Cherax quadricarinatus, 2751 nucleotides. The record is from RefSeq and is a predicted model, not a curated record. Lineage: Eukaryota; Metazoa; Arthropoda; Malacostraca; Decapoda; Parastacidae.